Molecule: messenger RNA, 1386 nt
Organism: Arctia plantaginis
Lineage: Eukaryota; Metazoa; Arthropoda; Insecta; Lepidoptera; Erebidae
Source: the annotation of a GenBank genome assembly
AUGGUUACCAAAAAAAGUCCAGGCAUACAGUGUUCGAAGUGUAGUAAGUGGCUGCAUGCGUCAUGUGCUUCCAUUACUACAGAGCAGUUAAACACCCUGCAUUCGACGGAUGCCGUGAACUGGAGAUGCCGCUCUUGUACGGGAAGCGCCAAACCCAGACGACUGUCUUGUAUCUUACCUGAUGCCGAAGAAGAAGAAAAUACGGAUACCGAGAUGAUUGAUAACAACAUAACACAGCGUAUAUUGAAAGACAUACGAAGAGAAGUACGCGAUAUAAUGCGGCAGGAGCUGCAGUCUACCCUUCAGUUUUACUCUGAUAAAAUAGAUGAAUACGAAAAAAAAAUCCACAUUUACGAGGGUAAUCUGAAGGCUGUUGAAAACCAAAGCUUAGAAAUUAAAAAUAAAUUCAAAAACAUGGAACUGAAAUACGAUGUGCUGGAACAAAAACUGCACGCCAUAGAACAAAGUCAAUUAGCUAAUUAUGUUGAAGUGUGUGGUAUUUCAGAAAAGACACUAAGUCGACCCUCUGCAAUUGUUGUUAGUCUAAAAGAAGGCUGUCGAGAAGAAUGGCUACAAGUCAUAAAACCACUCACUAUCACUGGGAAGGAUAUAGGAAUUGACGAUGCUAAUAAGAUCUACAUCCGAGAAUGUCUAUCACCAAAUACGGCAUACUUCCUGUGGGUGGCUAAAACGGAGUUAAAACAAACUGACUUAUGUAAAUUUGUGUGGUGUAAGAAUGGGCAGAUAUUGGUACGAAGAUGCGAAAAAGGAAAAACCCAUAAUGUAAGAUCUGUAAAAGACAUACAAAGAUAUGUGGCAGAGUUCAGGAGCAGCAAGGGUGAGCUAAAAAUGAUCGAUGGUUCAACAACAGGUCUGUGUGCUUUGUAUAGACCCCCCAAUCUGGAUAGGACCCAAUUCGUAGCGGAAUUAGUGCGCACAAUGGAUCAAUUCCCACAUAAAAAUAGCUUAAUAAUUUUAGGGGAUAUGAACAUUGACUUAAAACAACACUCAUCUAUACCUAAUUUGUAUAUUGAUUCACUCGGAGAGAUAGGCCUAGAAACCGGAAUAAGCCAGUUCACUCGGAUAGAUAAGAAGGGUGAGUGUAUCACAAGAACAUGUAUAGAUCAUAUAUAUGUACGUAGUAUCGACCAGCAAGCGGUGCACACAGCUGUUGUAAACAACGCGCUCGCCGACCACUUCAUAACCGGUUGCGCGCUAGUCCACAAUACGCUUGUCAACAAAAAUACUCAAUAUAAAAUUGUCACGAAGUUAGAUAAUGAGAGGGUGCGUAGUGAGUUGUGUAAAAUAAAUUGGAAUUUAGCUAUGAAGUACGAUAACCCGACAGAUGUAUUGAAUUACAUAUUGGAAAAAAUUUCAUGUUUAUAA